Messenger RNA from Drosophila albomicans, 961 nucleotides. RefSeq lists its product as uncharacterized. The transcript is spliced from 2 exons. The record is from RefSeq and is a predicted model, not a curated record. Bases 200 to 787 code for a protein of 195 amino acids. Lineage: Eukaryota; Metazoa; Arthropoda; Insecta; Diptera; Drosophilidae.
CAGUUUUAAGCCAACGCUUGGCAAGCACACAACAUAAUUUUAAUAGUCGAAAAGCAAAAUCGUUUUUUGUGUUUUUUAUUUUAUAAUUGGACUGUGAAUAAGCAAUAAUUUUAAUUUUUAGCAUUAAAUCCAAAUUCAACAAGCAACAAAUUUUGCGCCGUGAUCUAAAUUCCGUCUCGUAUUGCUCUCCUAAAUCAAUAUGAUGAAUUUCAAUAAGUCACUGCAAACAUUUCUCGGUCUGCGUCAGGUUUACAUUGCGGCCUGUCGCUUUCCAUUGCGCGCAUUCAGCGAUCGUGAUCGCGAGGACGAAGGACCCUCAAGGUGCCACGGCAAACAAUCGGCUGUGGCACAACUCGCUGGCAGCGGAGGCAGCGAGGGUAAAGUUGGAGACGAGACGACACCCUUGGAGGCACCGGAGGCUGUGCAACUGACUGUGAAUCUGGAGCAUGUGCGCUCACCCAUUAAUGAAUUGGAUCAACGCAAGCUGCGACACAAGGAAUACGCUCAGAUACUCAACGAACUGAUCAUCAAGCCGCCCAGCACCUACACGCUGGACCAGCGGCUGCCCUUCAAGCAGCCUGAGCCCAAAACCGAUUUACGGCAAUCAUUGCGCACAUGCACCAGUGUCGAAGAGGUGCUCCAGCUGACCAACGAUCCCGAGCAGCUCGCCCAUGAACUGGUCAAGCUAUCGUGGGAGCUGAACGCUGAGAAGCGCAAGAACGAGGCGAUGCUGGAGAAUUUGCGGCAGCUCGAACAAAAAAUGCGAGAGACAGACCAAAAUAACUAGACUCAAACGAAAAUUGUUUAGCAAGUCUUUUUGUUGGCAUCAGCGAAGAAGAAUUCGAAUAACGAUAAAGCUAAGGAUGACGAUAAAGUUGAGUGGAGAGCGAAAGAAACUGAUUUCAUGUUGUCUAAAAAUACGAAUAUGAUCGCAUAAAAAUUAUAAUUGAAAAUAUCCAUA